CUAGUAUUUGUAGUUCUAAGUCAUGAAGUUAGCGUUGUUUUUGUUACUCUGUGCCUCCUUUUACCACUCCGCUGUAACUUUAAAAUGUUACACGUGUUCAAUUGGUGAGCAAGAUACUGACAUGACAUGUGUUGAUACACCUGAGAAAACAACUCCAACAAAUUGCAAUAAAAAAUAUUGUACGACAAAACGGCAAGAAUUACUAGAYCCGAAAGGUAAAGUUGUUUCAAUAUAUAGAGGAUGUGAGGACACGCCAGAGCAUAUGAAUGAAAUUGUGGAAGACCAAACUUACAGGUGGUACUUUGUGGCAUGUAAAGAAGACCUUUGCAACGGAGGUAGUGGAAAAGCCUCAGAUAAUGACAAUGGUGGUGGCAGUUUAGGUGAUAAGUCAACAAUUUUAGUACCAGGAACAGGAAAAAAUGGAGGUAUAUCAUUAAAAAUAUCCUUAUUAACCGUAACACUGUUUAUUCUAAACUUAACUUUAUUGUAAACCAAACUUGUAAACAUUAAAAAUAUAGGAAAGAA
This is a messenger RNA of Tribolium madens (black flour beetle), 525 nucleotides long. RefSeq lists its product as uncharacterized. The transcript has 2 exons. The coding region runs from base 23 to 490 and encodes 155 amino acids. The record is from RefSeq and is a predicted model, not a curated record. NCBI's taxonomy places the organism in Eukaryota, Metazoa, Arthropoda, Insecta, Coleoptera, Tenebrionidae.